CAACAAUUGGUUUGAAUGAUGAGUGCAUUGAAAGUGCAAUCAGUGGUUGUGUUGAUUGUGAUGACAAUAAUCUCGCAAUUGCUUCACAGGUAUGGCAUUCCUCACGAGCGGGGCUUUCACUGUAAGGACGAGACCAUCACUAAACCCUAUCACCCAAUCAUAAUCCCUAUGUAUUACUUGCUGUCGAUUGCGGCGGCCGUACCCUCACUGGCGGUUGUGGUCACCGAAUACUUUCACGGCUCCGGCCGUCGGGCGGUGUCCGCGAAGUUGAAGCAGUUUUAUUUCGGACUCGUUUUGUCAUUCAUUUUAGUAUUGCUUUGCAAAACAUAUUUCGGAAGAUUGAGACCUAAUUCUAUCGAUGGUAUCUGCAAUGCGAGGCAUUACUGUGCGGACGAUCCGACCCGAUAUGUGGACCAAUUUGUUUGCGAUAAUGGGAUCCCAAAGUUGGUGAGAGAGGCGCGAAUGUCCUUCUAUUCGGGCCACUCAUCGGUGGCCAUGUAUUCGGCUUUUUAUGUCAUUUUGUAUCUCAUUUAUCGGUUUAAAUACAAUACA
Molecule: messenger RNA, 552 nt
Organism: Medioppia subpectinata
Lineage: Eukaryota; Metazoa; Arthropoda; Arachnida; Sarcoptiformes; Oppiidae
Source: the annotation of a GenBank genome assembly